AUUUUAUCUUUCUCUAUUGAAGGAUGCAUCUUCAAAAAAUUUUUUAGGUUAGCUUUAUUGUUAAUUUAUUGUGUUAUUUUACCAUCAAAAUGGCAGAUAAAGCAAUAUUAAAGCAAAUUGCUGAGCAAAAGCUCAAAGCAUUUUCAAUUGGUACAAUGGGUAAACGUCCAAUGAGUAAAAAAGAAGUUGAAGAUCAAAGAAAAAAAGAACAAGAACAAGCAGCAGCACAAGCAUUUGAAGAAUUUGUUGCAACAUUUCAAGAAACACCAAAUAAAACAACAAGUAAAGUAUGGGUUAAAGCUGGUACAUAUGAUGCUGGUAAAAGACAAGAAGAUACUAGAGAAAAAGGAAAAUUAUAUAAACCACAAUCGAAAUUAUCUGAACUUGUUGAUAGUCGUUCAUCAGCUGAACAAGCACAAGAAUAUGCAAAACUUCUUGGUUCAAAUGAUAGAAAAAAUGAUAGACUUGGAAAGAAAAAAAAAGAAGGUGAAAAAAAAAAAAGUAAUUUAGAAUUAUUUAAAGAAGAACUUAAAAUGAUACAAGAAGAAAGAGAAGAACGACAUAAAUAUAAAGGUGUUGUUAAAACUGUUAUAUCAACACAAAGUGAAGAUCCAAUGAUGGCUGCACUUAAAUCAGUUGAAGAUGGUUCUUUUGAUAAUGGUGAUCCAAACACGACAAAUUUAUACCUUGGUAAUCUAAAUCCAAAGAUAACUGAACAACAAUUGAUGGAAAUAUUUGGUAAAUUUGGACCAUUGGCAAGUAUUAAAAUAAUGUGGCCAAGAAGUGAUGAAGAAAAAGCACGUCAACGAAAUUGUGGUUUUGUUGCAUUUAUGAGUCGUAAAGAUGGUGAACGUGCUCUUAAAAAUUUAAAUGGUCGUGAUAUAAUGCAGUAUGAGAUGAAACUCGGUUGGGGUAAAAGUGUUCCAAUACCACCAUAUCCAAUAUACGUACCACCAGCACUUAUGGAAUUGACUCAACCACCACCACCAUCAGGACUUCCAUUCAAUGCUCAACCACAUCGUCGUGACAGACACAAGAUACCACGUAUCCGCCAUCUCCAGAGUGCGGACCCAGAGGAAAAGGAAAACUUUGAAAAGAUAUUGCAGAAUGCUGUUGUCAAAGUGGUUAUUCCAACGGAAAGGAACUUAGUCAUGUUGAUACAUAGAAUGGUUGAAUUUGUCAUAAGAGAAGGUCCAAUGUUUGAAGCAAUGAUCAUGAAUCGUGAAAUAAGUAAUCCAAUGUUUAGAUUUUUAUUUGAAAAUUAUUCACCAGCUCAUACGUAUUAUCGUUGGAAAUUAUAUUCAAUACUUCAGGGUGAUUGUCAAAAAGAAUGGCAAGUUGAUGAUUUUAGAAUGUUCAAAGGUGGAAGUGUUUGGCGACCACCACCAAUGAAUCCAUGGACUCAAGGUAUGCCUGAUGAACUUGUUGAAAUUGAAGAAAAACAAGAACCAAGAAGAGGAAGUUUAUCAAAUAGUCAACGUGAUAGACUUGAAGAUUUAUUAAGAAAUAUAACACCAGAACGUUUAAAAGUUGCUGAAGUUAUGAUAUUUUGUAUUGAACAUGCUGAAGCUGCUGAAGAAAUAUGUGAUUGUAUAUCUGAAUCAUUAUCAAUACUACAAACACCAGUUAAUAAAAAAAUUGCACGAUUAUAUUUAAUAUCAGAUAUAUUACAUAAUUGUGGUGUUAAAAUGACAAAUGCAACAAUAUAUAGAAAAGCUUUUGAAGCACGUUUGAUGAAUAUAUUUAGUGAAGUACAUCAAGCACAUAAAGAAUUUGAUGGUCGUUUAAAAGCUGAAGGUUUUAAAAUUCGUGUUAUGAGAAUGUUCAAAGCUUGGGAAGAUUGGACAGUAUAUCCACGUGAUUUUUUAUCAAAAUUACAAAAUACAUUUUUAGGAUUAGCUAUUAAUGAUGAAUCAGAUAAAUUAAAUGAAGAUGAUUUAGAUGGUGCACCAUUAUCAGAUAUUGAUGGUGAUCAAAAUGAAGAUCUUGAUGGUGUACCACUUGAUGGUGCUGCAUUAUUAAAAGGUGCUAUGAAACUUGGAUUAACACCUCAACCAACAAAUCAUUAUGAUGACAUUGAUGGAAUACCAAUGGAUGAUGAUAUUGAUGGUAUACCAAUGGAUGAUGAUAAUCGUAAUAAUUCACGUAAUAAAAAUAAUGAUAAUAAAAAAUUAACAAUGCCUGCUGGUUUUGUACCAUCAAGAUGGGAAACAGUUGAUCCAGAUCAAGUUGAAGCACAAGCAAUGACAACAAGUAAAUGGGAAGAAUUAGAACAUAAUGAUGAUUCAAAUUCACAAGAUACUAGUAUUGAUUCAACAAGUCGUGAUUAUAAUGAAGAAAGACGUACACGUUUACGUGAAAUUGAAGUUAAAACAAUGCAAUAUCAAGAUGAAUUAGAAAGUGGAAGAAGAUCACUUAAAUCUGGUAUGACAAUACAAUCACAAGUUGAACAUUAUAGAAAAAAACUCAUUAGAAAGUAUGCAAUGCAGAGUGAAAAAGACACAAAAGAAAGUAAAAGUGUUGAAAGAGAUGAUGAAAAAAGACGUGAUAGAAGAAGAAGUACAUCACCAGAUUCACCAUCAUCACAUUAUCGUGAUAGAUCAAGACGUGGUUCACCAAAUUCACCACAAUUAAAAACAAGUAGAUAUAGAUCACGUAGUAGAUCACCACGUAGUAGAAGAAGAUCAAGAUCACCAUAUAAAAAACGUGCACCAACAACACCAUCACCACCAAGAAUACGUAAAUCACCAUCACCAGUAUUUUCAUCAUCAAGGUUAUCAAGAAGAUCACCUGGUAGUGAAAGAAGUGAUCGUAGUGAUAGAAAAAGACGUGCAAGAUCACCAUCAAUGUCACCACCACCACCACCAUCUUCAUCAUCAUCAUCAUCAUCAUCAAGAACAAAUGUUAAACAUCGUCUUGGUAGUCCACCAACACCACCAAGAAAACACAGACAUAAACACAAGUACUAAUUUAUUUAUUAUUAUUUAUUAAUUAAUAAAUUAAUAAUUAAUAAUUAUUUAACUGUAAAACAUUGAUAAAAAGAAAAAAAAAUUAAU
Aphidius gifuensis is the source of this 3056-nucleotide messenger RNA. RefSeq names its product U2 snRNP-associated SURP motif-containing protein. Gene Ontology annotation, molecular function: RNA binding. Gene Ontology annotation, biological process: RNA processing. The record is from RefSeq and is a predicted model, not a curated record. Gene Ontology annotation, cellular component: nucleus. The coding region runs from base 90 to 2969 and encodes 959 amino acids. The transcript has 12 exons. Lineage: Eukaryota; Metazoa; Arthropoda; Insecta; Hymenoptera; Braconidae.